AUGUCGUCACUUUUGUCGUUCGCUGGCUGGGCCGUCCUGCCAAACUAUGCCACUUCGUUCCUGCAAAGCGUCUACUAUGGCCUCACCAUCCGCGCUGGUGAACCUCGGCCCCAACCGCCGUCACCCCGCUACGAACGGCACCGCCGGCGCAUAUUCAUCCUAGUAGUGACCAGCUAUCUCCUGUACACAUUGUACGAAACCUUCUUCCAGGUCCGCCAGGCAGGGGACUUUUAUCGUGUCCUUGGAGUCUCGCCGCUGGCGGAUGAGAGGACCAUAAAGUCCCGAUUCCGUCGACUCGCAGCGCAGCAUCAUCCUGACAAGCUGCAACAUGCUGAUGGGAUGUCGGCCGCGGGUUCGGAAGCCUUCUUUGUAUAUCUGAAGCUAGCACAAGACACACUGGUUGACCCUGUGCGGCGAUUCGCCUAUGACCGGUUUGGUCCUGAGAUAGUUCAAGGGAAAGAACGCAAAACUAUACAAGAGUAUGCCUUUGCGGCGCUCUACGGAUUGCUGCCACAGUACGUGGUCGGAGCUGCGAUGCUUGUUUUUAUGAGCGUGGCGUGGUGGUCUUCCUGGGGUCGUUACUGGCGCUUUUACUCGUUUGCGCUCCUGGUGACGCUUGAGAUCGCGUUGGUAACGCAUCCGUCGGCCAUCCUCAUGCCGGCCUCUUUUCUGCCCCCGGGUCUUCGAUCACUGCUGGGCAUUUCUGUCGACCAGCCAGGUUUCUAUCUUCUGCCUUUCCAAAUCCUCACGCUUGCCCGUCGUGCCUCGGUCACGCUGCACAUCUUCAUCUCACAGAUCAGCCCACCGGAACCGAAGGCGUCACCCGCUUCGGCUGGACUGAAGCCGCGGACUGUGCAGCAAUUAGGUCAGCUGCAGCAGCUCUCGCGCGUCACGGAUGCGGAGGCCACAAGGCUGCUACAACUUGGGUUCGCGCCUUACCGGGGCGACAAAGAGAGCGUGGCGACGCUGCGACGGGGGAUGAAAGAGGGUUUAGUACUGGGUGCAGUGAGACAGAGUCCGGAGGUCAAGGAGGCCGUCCAGCAAGUGAUCGAAAAGAGGAAACGGGAAGCCCACAGGGACGAGUAG
Paecilomyces variotii is the source of this 1086-nucleotide messenger RNA. Its product is annotated as putative membrane associated DnaJ chaperone. The coding region runs from base 1 to 1086 and encodes 361 amino acids. Lineage: Eukaryota; Fungi; Ascomycota; Eurotiomycetes; Eurotiales; Thermoascaceae. The record is from RefSeq and is a predicted model, not a curated record. The transcript has 3 exons.